Molecule: messenger RNA, 747 nt
Organism: Ilex paraguariensis (yerba mate)
Lineage: Eukaryota; Viridiplantae; Streptophyta; Magnoliopsida; Aquifoliales; Aquifoliaceae
Source: the annotation of a GenBank genome assembly
AUGAAGCGAUAUGUUUACAUCAAUGAUGAUGAUCUAUCACAGGAGCUUUACUGUGACAACCGCAUAUCUAACAGAAAAUAUACCUUACUGAACUUUCUUCCCAAAAAUUUAUGGGAACAGUUCAGCCGAUUUAUGAAUCAGUACUUUUUGUUGAUUGCUUGCCUACAACUAUGGUCACUUAUUACUCCAGUUAAUCCGGCAACCACUUGGGGUCCACUCAUUUUAAUAUUUGCAGUCUCAGCAUCAAAAGAGGCAUGGGAUGAUUACCAUAGAUAUCUUUCAGACAAGAAAGGAAAUGAGAAAGAAGUAUGGGUUGUAAGGCAGGGUGUCAAAAAACAUAUUCAAGCCCAAGACAUUCUUGUUGGUAACAUAGUGUGGCUUCGUGAGAAUGAUGAAGUGCCCUGUGAUCUUGUCUUGAUUGGUACCUCUGAUCCGCAAGGUCUUUGCUAUGUAGAGACAGCUGCUCUUGAUGGUGAAACUGAUCUUAAGACAAGGUUGAUACCCUCUGCUUGCAUGGGAAUGGAUUUUGAAUUAUUGCACAAGAUCAAGGGUGUAAUUGAGUGUCCCAAUCCAGAUAAGGACAUCAGGAGGUUUGAUGCAAAUAUAAGGUUGUUUCCUCCAUUUCUUGAUAAUGAUGUUUGCCCAUUAACUGUCAAAAAUACAGUUCUUCAAUCAUGCUACUUGAGGAAUACAGAGUGGGCUUGUGGUGUUUCUGUUUAUACAGGCAAGUCUCUAAUUGCCGACUAG